GAGAAGGAGAGAAAACUUGUCCCUAAAGAAAACCCUAGAGAAGGCGGCGAGGCAGAGGAGAGAGGGGGCAAGCCGGGAGAUGUCGAUCUUGUGGGAGAAGAGCUCGGCGUGGCGGUGGCUGGUGCGGCGGACGCGGGACUCGAAGCCCUUCUUCUUCACCUUCGCGGCGCUCUGCGGCGUCGUCCCGGGCGUGGUGGGCUACGGCGUGAUGCAGCUCACCAGCUCCCGCAACGACAAGCUCGAGACCCACCUCCGCUCCACUGCUCGUCCGGAAACCACGAUGAUGGGGCAAGUGAACAGGGAGAGACUGGCAGAGUAUCUUGGCGAGCUGCAAAGGAAAGAGGACACAAAUGACAGGUACGUUGCUGCUCUUAAAGGGGAGACACUGACAAGGAAACGCUAUGAACGAAUUCAGCCUGUUGACCCCCAAGCCGCCCAGGAGAAUGCCAAGGCAAAGUGAUUGACUUCGUAACGAGAUGUGCUAUACGAAAGCAGUGAACAUAAGAAUACCGAGUGUUCAUUUGCAAUAUUGUUCAACUCUUGUAAAGUUUUUGACAUGUGUUUUGCGAUAAAACAUUUUCGUACUCUUAAUAAUCUGUUCAGUCGACAUUCUAUUCUUGUGGUUGCAUCAGAUUUUUUGGCUUAUUUAGACCUGUUGCCUUUUGCUCUUUUUUUCAUUUCAAUAUCAAUAAACUUGUAUGUGGUGAUGAACUGCUACUUGAA
Brachypodium distachyon (stiff brome) is the source of this 723-nucleotide messenger RNA. RefSeq lists its product as uncharacterized. The record is from RefSeq and is a predicted model, not a curated record. The transcript is spliced from 2 exons. Bases 80 to 460 code for a protein of 126 amino acids. NCBI's taxonomy places the organism in Eukaryota, Viridiplantae, Streptophyta, Magnoliopsida, Poales, Poaceae.